Messenger RNA from Bactrocera neohumeralis, 3284 nucleotides. RefSeq names its product homeobox protein 4 (gene Socs16D). The record is from RefSeq and is a predicted model, not a curated record. The coding region runs from base 206 to 2944 and encodes 912 amino acids. Lineage: Eukaryota; Metazoa; Arthropoda; Insecta; Diptera; Tephritidae. Gene Ontology annotation, molecular function: 1-phosphatidylinositol-3-kinase regulator activity. Gene Ontology annotation, biological process: phosphatidylinositol phosphate biosynthetic process; intracellular signal transduction. Gene Ontology annotation, cellular component: phosphatidylinositol 3-kinase complex. The transcript has 10 exons.
CUUAAAGCGUACAAAUAUAUGUCUUGUUUACUGGUGUGAUAAUUCUACAAUAAUUGAAAUUCUUUGAUUUACCGGUUUGUGUAGCUCAAAAUUUGGGCGAAACGUUUAGGGUUUUCAUAGUGGCAAAAUCUGUUAAUUUUUUCCAGUGAAAUUGAAAUGCAUUUUUGUAUUUGGCAAAAACUUUAAUCUAAUGCAUUGACAAAACAUGUUGGAAAUGGAUACAGCAAUUAGAGAUGAGGAUUCCAAUCACAAUAUGGCAACAUCAGCAUCCAAUAACAGUUCUGCUGUAUCCACGAUUUUACAGAUGUGUCAAUCAAGCUGCACUGAUUACGUGGGGGUUCUGCCUCCACCUCACAUCGACAUGGUAAGCGUGAAUAGCGUUGAACUAAAUGCUCAAACAUCUUUAAGUGAUGAUUCUGGCGUGCCACUUACGACUAACAGUUCAAUAUCUAGUGGAGACUCAUAUAGAAUGGGAUUAUGUAAACAUGACAUUGAUAUUGUGGAAAGUGAUGGUGAAGUCUCUCAGUUUGAUUCUCUAGAUAAUUGUUCAGAGGCUGGCAUGAGUGCGGAAAAUUUUAAUACAUUAAAAAAAGGACCUUUAGCACCAAUAGAUCCUCCACUAGAGUUUCAGGACUCACCAAAUAUAACAAUUGGCCGAUGCAUUAUGCAAAAACUACGACGAUUAUCUUCUUCACACUCUUCUUUGGAACAUUCAAAAGAUUCUGAACAUAAUGAAAAUAGUAUUAACGGGGACAGAAUUUUUUGUAAAGACUCCGACGUAGAAGCCUCACCCCAAUAUUUUGCGAAGUCGCACAAAGAAGUUUACCUCAUAAAGAAACCAAUAUACUCAAGUGAUUCCAUUCUAAGUAAUAAAGUAGAAAAUGUGUAUGACGAGCCAAGCAACCUGAUAUGUAAUUUCGCUUUUAAUAAUGCUGAAAAUUUUGAGUUAAAUACGUCUUCAAAUGCACUGUUAUUACCACAAACUUCACAUCCCCCGGAGAGAGUAAAAAGAGACAUUUGUCCAUAUUAUCAAGAUCAUUCUAUGUAUUUUAAGGCAAUACCGUCAGAUCAAGAUAGUGUUAUAAGUGCUGUUAAGAAGUUUAAUACAUUUGGGCUCUCAGAAAUCCAUGAUUAUGAUCUCUAUUAUGGAAUUAGGCGAAACACCUUUCAAGGUGAAAACGGUUUACAAAAAAAAGUUUUGUACAGUCCUCGUAAAGUAACGAAUUAUUGUCAUAACCAUCAUAUAUAUACAGGUCCAAAUGGGUGCACCAAUCGACCUAAUUCUCGCAAUUCUUUGAACAGUCGUCUUUCGAGUUCACAUAAUUCAUUAAGCACUUCAUCGGCAAAUAAACCAGACGAUUCGAUAUUCAUUACUCAAGCAAUGUCCCACGAUGCAUUACUUACUCGGGAAAUAUCUGAUUUUUAUAACGUGCCCAUAGAUUCAGAUAUAUACGCUCUACCAAUAGAUAUGAUAAAAACGGAUAAAAAUAACAGCAUAGUUGAGUACAAAGAAGAUAAGCUUACGGAUUAUAGAAAAAUAAAUAAUUUAAUAUUCUCUGAAGAAGACUAUUAUAAGCAUUCUAAACUAAGUCGUAAAAAUAAUAGAAACAAACGGAAAAAACGAAACAGUGAUACUUACGAAAAUGAUAUAAAAUAUGAUAAUUAUAAGUUCACUUCAAAUGCUUUCAAAUUAAAAAAUAGAAAGCCAGCUUUUUUGAAUGAAACUGAGGAUUAUGGCACGCAUAGAUUUUCUAAUACUCAAUUAGAUUUGAAUCCACCUCAAGAACGACUCCAUAUGACUUUGAGCGAAGUAAAAAAAUAUUAUCAAACUAUUUAUACCAGAACAAAAAACCGGACAAGUAUUAAUAACGAACCUGAUAAAAAUGCUUUCAAAAAACAGUCCGAAUGCACGAAAGGUAAUGAUUCAUCCCCACGUUCCAGGCCUAAUCUUUGCUCUAUCGGAGAAAAUGUUUCUACAGAAUGUAAAGUAACCACCAGAACUUUCAAAAGCUAUAACGAAAAUAAUGAUAAAAUCAAUAACAACAAUAUAAAUAACAUCGUGUUGGCCAAUAAUUAUAGUAUUACUGAAAACCAAAUGAUAAAAGUUGAGGAAGUGGAUUUAUCUUCUCAUGUCAUACGAAGCGAGAAGAAAACACAAUUUUCACUAAAUUUAAAACAAAAGUUUUGUAAUAUAUUUCGAAUUCGACGAACACAACCACAAUGUCAAACGAACCCGCCCGGUAUUGAAGAAAAUAACAGUAAUCGCGAACGAAGAAGCACUGCAGAAAAACACAAAAAAUUUCAGUCUAGAGCAUUGCCCCCAUUACCCAAGAAGACUGAGUCUUAUAUAGAGCAAAGCAAAGGAAACUCCACAAAAAAAGAGGAAGCAAGGUCUCUUCAAUUCACUUCUAGCAUUGAGAAAGUUAAGGAUUAUGGAUGGUACUGGGGUCCAUUAUCAAGUGAGGCCGCGGAGAAAGUCCUUUCAACAGAAUCAGAUGGAAGCUUUAUUGUACGUGACAGUUCUGACGAUCAUUACAUUUUUUCCCUAAGUUUUAAACUAAAUAAUAGUGUUCGUCAUGUUCGAAUAGAACAGGAUCAAGGGACGUUUUCAUUCGGUUCAUAUGCAAAAUUCAAAUCACAGACUAUCACAGAAUUCAUCGAAAAGGCAGUCGAGCAUUCAAGAAGUGGAAGGUAUCUAUUUUUCCUUCAUAGAAGACCAGAGCAUGGCCCAAUGAGAGUGCAGCUAACAAACCCAGUUUCAAGAUUUAAGCACGUCCAAAGUUUGCAGCAUAUGUGCAGAUUUGUGAUCUUAAAAACUGUUAUACGUAAAGAUUUGAUACAAACGUUGCCGUUACCGAGAAGGCUUUUAGACUAUCUUAAUUAUAGGCAUUGUUUCUCUGAACAAAUUGAAAUAGACAGUUCACACGUUCAGAUGCCCGAGUAGAAAAUGGACGGCUAAUUGGAAAUACAUAAAUAGAAAGUAUGACAUACAUAUUAUGAACGCAAAAAUAGCGUUUAGAAAUGUAAUAGAAUUUCGGCGGUAUAUAUAUUUAAUUUAUUGUUGUAACUUUUUGUAAAAACAUAUUCUAUAAUAUCUCUAUAAAUAUGGGAUAACUGAACCAGACUGCCUCUGAAUUUAAUUUCUUUCCCUUGAAGUACGAUAUGUAUAUACACUUUUAUUUAUUGCAAGAACUUUAAAUAUAAAAGUAAUUUUUGUUAAAUAUUAAGUUGUUAUGCCAUACUUGGUGAAGUACAAGUAUUUCAAUAUAUUAUGUUAAAUUUUA